AAUUUGCAUCUGGGCACACUGACCAAAUUAGACAAUAUAACUUAGCAAUAAAAAAAAAGCAAUAUCCAAAAGCAAGUCCAAAAUUGGAAGUCAACCCAUAUACACAUACACACACCCGCCCUAACAAAUAUAAACGUCAACCAGGAGCAGUGCCCCGACGGAACAAUGACUGGAUCGUUCAGUGUGAAACUCAAGUCGAAAAAAGGUCAAUUCAUUGUCAAAGACCUGAAUGAGAAUACGACGCUCGGGGAGCUGAAACGGAAAAUAGCCACUGCCACCGCAAUCCAGCCACCCCAGCUCCACGUCCUGGUGGGCUAUCCGCCCAAGCCCCUGGACCUCUCGCAACAGCAGGAGGAGCGCGACCUCAAGACCGUCGGCAUCAACAGCGGAGAGACUUUGAUUGUGGAGGAGAAGGCCGCUCCAGCAGCCGCACCAGCUGCCUUUGCCAACCUGGAGGACGACGAGGCGCUGGCGCGUCGUCUGCAGGCCGAGGAGGAUGCCCAGCAGCAACAACUGGAGGCAGUAGCCGCUGGCGGCAUUGCCUCGCAGUCGCAGCUCCCAGUGGCGCCCACGGAAAACGGGCCGAACGGCGACUUCAACGGCAUCUUAUUGAAGAAGGUGGUGCCGGCGGACAACUCCUGCCUGUUCACCAGCAUUCGGUUCGUGCUCAACGGCAAGGUGGACAACGAGGGCAGCGAGAUGAUGCGCCACAUAAUCGCCCAGGAGGUGGCCGCCAAUCCGCAGGAGUACAACGAUGCCGUGCUGGGCAAGUCCAAUGCCGAGUACUGCUCGUGGAUUCAGAAGGCUGACUCGUGGGGCGGCGCCAUUGAGGUGGCCAUUCUGUCCAACUACUACGGCAUCGAGAUCGACGUGGUGGACAUCCAGAAUGCGAUCAUUAACCGCUUCGGCGAGGACAAGAACUUUGGACUUCGCGUCUUCCUGCUGUUUGACGGCAUUCAUUACGACCCGCUGUACAUGGAAACGGCCCAGAGUGCCGCUCCCGCCACUAUCUUUCCCGUAGAAGAGAUGGGCGUGUAUCAGCAAGCGGAGCAGCUGGCUAACGAGGCCAAGUCGUCGCGCCAGUAUACCAAUGUGGACAAGUUCACGUUGCGAUGCAUGCAGUGCGACGUCAGGUUGGUGGGCCAGGCACAGGCCCAGGAGCACGCCCAGGCCACGGGCCACAGCAGAUUCGGAGAGAUUUAAUACGUCCUGAUCGUCGGCACCGUCUACAUUGUGGCUUUCAUGCUGUUUGCCUACUACCUGCUCACCACCUAGCCACAGUCGCACUGAUGCACUGACUCGCCGUCGCCCAGUUGCAGUGCGAGGAGAUCCCGAGCCCGCAGUAGCUAAAUUGUACUACCUCCACAUUCACGCCUCCAAAACUCAUUUAAUUCAUAGUCUUCUUUUAUCCUUAUCCCCUUUUCGGAUCGUAAUAAAGCAUGCACAUUCAUCUA
Drosophila kikkawai is the source of this 1454-nucleotide messenger RNA. RefSeq names its product Yod1 deubiquitinase (gene Yod1). The record is from RefSeq and is a predicted model, not a curated record. Gene Ontology annotation, biological process: endoplasmic reticulum unfolded protein response; protein deubiquitination. Lineage: Eukaryota; Metazoa; Arthropoda; Insecta; Diptera; Drosophilidae. Gene Ontology annotation, cellular component: nucleus; cytosol. Gene Ontology annotation, molecular function: cysteine-type deubiquitinase activity.